AUUUUGUGUUUUGAUCACACCAUUUUGUUUGCAGAGAGAUGAUCCAGCACAGACCCUAUAAUCAGAAGGUUGAUGUUUACAGUUUUGGCAUUGUUCUGUGGGAGCUUAUCACAGGUAUGCUUCCAUUCCAGAACAUGACAGCUGUUCAGGCAGCCUUUGCCGUGGUCAACAAAGGGGUUCGGCCAGUCAUACCAAGCGAUUGCCUCCCUGUGCUCAGUGAGAUCAUGAGUCGCUGCUGGGAUGCGAAUCCGAAUGUUCGCCCUCCCUUCACUGAGGUUGUCAGGAUGCUUGAGCAUGCAGAGAUGGAGAUCAUGACUACCGUUCGCAAGGCACGGUUCCGGUGCUGCAUUUCUCAACCCAUGACCAUGGACUGAUUAUAGAAGGGUAAAGUUUAGAAAGAAAGAAAGCACAGAAAUGUAGUUAGGCUGUGGAGCUUCAUGUAUUUUACCAUCUUGGGCUGCUGCUGAAGUGGAGAUUGUUGUGUAUGUGGGGUAGUUUCAGUUGGUUUUGCCCUGAACUUGUACCAAUCUGUUUGAUUUGGUUUUUCUUUUUAUGGACCUGAGAAUAUCAAUUCAGCCUUAUAUUUUUCUAUAGAAACAUGGAAAGCAUCCAUCUCUUUGCA
Dioscorea cayenensis subsp. rotundata (Guinea yam) is the source of this 622-nucleotide messenger RNA. RefSeq names its product serine/threonine-protein kinase STY13-like. The transcript has a single exon. Gene Ontology annotation, cellular component: cytoplasm. The record is from RefSeq and is a predicted model, not a curated record. Gene Ontology annotation, biological process: signal transduction; protein phosphorylation. Gene Ontology annotation, molecular function: ATP binding; protein kinase activity. Lineage: Eukaryota; Viridiplantae; Streptophyta; Magnoliopsida; Dioscoreales; Dioscoreaceae. Bases 39 to 374 code for a protein of 111 amino acids.